Molecule: messenger RNA, 585 nt
Organism: Arctia plantaginis
Lineage: Eukaryota; Metazoa; Arthropoda; Insecta; Lepidoptera; Erebidae
Source: the annotation of a GenBank genome assembly
AUGCCGUUCGACGUCGCGUCCGCAGAGUGUGAGCGCGCGUGGCGCUCGCAGCCGGCGCGCGCGGACGGCUGCGACACGACCGACGCCGCCGACGCGGCCGGCGCGCUCUCCGCCGCCGACAUGGACGCGCUCAUCAGCUCGUCGCAGCCCGCCGCCGCCGACGACCUGCUGCUGCGCGCCUCCGGCUCCGCGCGCGCGCCGCUCGUGCGCCGCAUGACGCGCCUGUGGCUGCGCGCCGAGCCCUCGCGCGCGCUGCACGCGCUCGGCCUCGCGCUGCGCCGGCGCGGCUACGUGUGGCGCCGCCUGCACCCCCACCUGGUGAGUCUCUCUCCGGCGACGCCGCAUCGCCGCCUCGAGAUCGCUCUGACCUCUCGCUCGUGCCCUCAGCUCGCGAUCGAAUGCGGGGCGGAGCUGCACAUGCGGGCGUGCGCGCUGCGGUACGGCGCGGGCGGGACGCUGCUGGAGUUCCGGCGCUCGCGCGGCUGCGGCCUGCAGUUUAAGCGCCGAUUCGUCGAACUGCGGGAAGCGUUGCGCCCGCUGGAGGCGCCUCCCCCCGACGACGACGACGCCGUCGCGCUCUCGUGA